CGGAGUUUAGCGGGUACAUUUUCGAUCUGGGUUCGGCAGCACAGCUAAGUGGACGGUUGUUGUUUUGGUGAAGAAGGUCCAGUUUGAGUCAAACGCGCAACAUUGGCGGUUAUCCCGGGUUUGUGUAGCCGGGUCCUGGGGCGCUGAGAGCGGAACUCGACCUUUUUUCAAACGCGCUAUUUUUUUACUUAGAAAAGUCAGAAUGCUAACUAGCCUCCAAAGCUAACGGCGGCUAACUCCAGAGUGCUGUGAUGACCUGCGGCGGUGCAGCGUUUUCCUGUUCUGUUGUCGCUUCAAACAGCUCGUAAACAGCAGGUCGAAAGCAGAAACAGCCCGAGUUUUAGAUGGCGGUGGCUCCCGCCUCGAUGGCAGAUAAAAUCAUUGUCCUUGAUGAGGAUGAUGAAGAAGAGAGUCCUCAGGCCUCUUUCUCUGUCUCCAAAUCAACCCCAAAGCAUCAAGCCAAAAAUGUCUCACCACUCAAAGCUCAGCAGCCGGUGCCCACCCACAUCACCCAGUCCCCCUUCGCCACAGCGAAGAAGACCAGCCAGGUUCUUCAGGCUGAGAAUCAGAAGCUGUUCACUGAGUUUGUGGAGCACUGCACACCUCUCACAGAGGACUGUCCCGAGGUCUUGACCUUCCUCCAAACCAAGCACUCCAAGGCCUGCCCGGUCUUCCUGUCAUCGGUGGAGUUCAGAAAUACUUUGGGACGAUGUUUGACUCGCGCUCAGGCCAACCGCUCUAAAACAUUCGUCUACAUCAACGAGCUGUGCACUGUGCUCAGGCAGUAUGCCGUCAAGAGGAGGCAAGACCUCUCCAAGGUUGAGCCUGGGCCUUCUACCUCAACAUCGAGCAAUGCUCCAUCUACCUCCAUUACACUCAGAAGUAAAACCAAGAGUAAAGGGAGGCUGGACGAGGAGGAAGGUGUGCAGGCGGCAGAAGAAGAAGAGCAACCUUCCACCUCCGGACUGCAGGAGGACAGAGAGGCGGAUCAAGAAGAGGAGAGAAAAGCUAAACGGGCUUCCAGGAAGCAGAUAGCGUACCUGGAGAACCUGCUGAAGGUGUACAACGAUGAGAUCUGCCGUCUGCAGCAGGCUGAGCUGAGUCUCGAUGACCUCGAAGCUGAGGACUCGUUAUACAUCCAGGAGCACAAACUCAAACGCAAGAUGAUGAAGAUUUAUGAAAAGCUGUGUGAACUAAAGGGCUGCAGCACUCUAACAGGCCGAGCCAUCGAGCAGAGAAUCCCCUACAAAGCCACUCGUUACCCUGAGAUCAACAGGAGGAUCGAGCGCUUCAUCAACAGUCCCGAGGUACGGAGCAACCCUCCCGAUUACCAGGACGUCCUCCAGCAGGUUUUGCGUGCCAACGAGCGCCACAGCCUGUACCUGCCCAAGAAACAGCUGAACCAGAUCGCCCAGGAGGCCUUCAGAGAGACGGGGAGCCGCAUUCAGGAGCGACGUCACCUCGACCUGGUCUACAACUUUGGCUCCCACCUCACCGACGCCUAUAAGCCCGCCACAGACCCGGCGCUGUCAGACCAAUCGCUGCUGAGGAAACUGCGGUCGAACCGAGAAGUCGCUCUGACCCGCCUGGAGGAGGUCAUCACGAAGUACGCUGUGAAACAGGAGGACACGGAGGAGCAGGAGAGGAGCAGGCGCUCACAGAAAGAUGGAAAGAACAAAGAGGGCCGCGGGUCUGAAAAAGAAGCUGAAGCGGUGAAUGGAGUGUCUGAGGCGGAAGACGAUGAAAAUGAAGACGACGAAUCGUCAGACCCGGACAUAGAGGAAGAGAUCCAGGCCAGCACUCAGCAGGAUGGACCAGAUGAAGAUGAUGAUGAAGAUGAAGAUGAUGACGUUAACGAGGUGGAAGAAGCGAGCGAGGGCGCCAACAAGGAGGAUCUGAACGAUGAUCAGAGAGUUUCUGCAGGCGAAGACGGAAGCUUGAAAGACGGAGAAGACGAGCAGGUUACGAGUCCUGCUUCUGACGAAACCAAGUCCCAGAUCUCACCGCAGUCUGACAUCCCCUCCCCUGCAGACAGCCCCAGCCAAUCAGAGCCCACGGAGACUGACGACCAGAGGCCGCUGUCGAAUGGUGACCACGGGAGUUUACAGGAACCUGCAGAUUCCUCCAAUCAUGACUCGGUCAUGCUCUUAAACACCAACCAAGCCAAUACAGACCUCACAACAGCCAACGGGAAACUGUCACCUUCAUCGCCACAUGAAGCUGUGGAAAAUAACACGCAGACGACCAAUGGGACGUCACCGCCGCCCAGCCCCAGAACCACGAGGAGUCAGAAGAGGAAGAGGGAGGAAAUUAAAUCAGGGAGCUCCCAGAGCAGAAGGAACACGAUCAUCCACGACAGUGAGGUGGACAUCCCUCUGGAUAUGGGCGUUGUUAGCUGCAACUCUCCAGAAUCCGCCCGAGCAGACACGCCAACGCAGGACGUGGUCAGCAGCUCGCAGUCGACGCCGCCGCCCAAGAAAAACAAGGUCAACGUGGCGACACAGUGCGACCCCGACGAGAUCAUCGUCCUGUCGGACUCAGAAUGACCUUUGACCUCUGAACUCUCUUCAAGUCUUCAUCUGCUCCAUUUGGCCGACUUCCUCUUUUUUUCUUCCGUCUCGAUUUGGAAGCAGAAGCUGAAUUUAUUUCUUCCAGUUCAGGACCGUGAACUCGAACAGGAAGCGGAGCCGCUCACAGGUUUGGAGUUCGAGGCUCUGCCCAUCAAACGCCACGAUAACGUUUUUGUAACGGACUGAAACGUUCUUUAUUCAGCAUGUGAAGCAGGAGGCUCGGACCCCUGCUGUGCACCACAGAAUAAAGUUUUCAUUGAAUCCAAGCAGGAAA
Archocentrus centrarchus (flier cichlid) is the source of this 2844-nucleotide messenger RNA. It is a transcript of the gene daxx, whose product is annotated as death-domain associated protein. NCBI's taxonomy places the organism in Eukaryota, Metazoa, Chordata, Actinopteri, Cichliformes, Cichlidae. Gene Ontology annotation, molecular function: transcription corepressor activity; transcription coactivator activity; nuclear androgen receptor binding. Gene Ontology annotation, cellular component: nucleus; PML body. The record is from RefSeq and is a predicted model, not a curated record. Gene Ontology annotation, biological process: regulation of apoptotic process; nucleosome assembly; negative regulation of DNA-templated transcription. The transcript is spliced from 11 exons. The coding region runs from base 345 to 2546 and encodes 733 amino acids.